AAAUUCUCAUUUCCAUAUUCCGUCACACUCAUUCUCCCCUAAUAUUCAUACUUUAACUCUAAACUCCUUAUUUUAAUGAUGGGGGUUUCCUUUACAUAUAUAUAUAUAUAUACACACACACCAAGCUGCCUCAUCACACCCCAUUAACAGAGCUCAAUAACCCACCUACUUUCUCUCCUCUUUUCCUCCUUUAGAAGACGAGUCCCCCAACCCCAUUACCCCAAAGCUUCAGUAGCUCCAAUUUCCAAUCCCCACCUUUCCUUAUUGGUAAAGAUUGUGUCUUUGAUCAAUCAUCUUCUGGUAUUGAGUCACCCUUCUCAUGUUUUGUUCCCAAUCACUGUGUUCGAAUUCGACGUAUUUUUCGGUGUCUUCUGUUGUAUUGCUGUGUUUAUAAUGGCGGGAUAUAGGCCUGUUUCGAUUGAGGACUUGCCGACACAUUUGGUUUUGGAGAUAUUGUGCUCAGGGAGGCUGAGUGCUGUUGAUCUUUUGCAUUUAGAGUCGACUUCUAAGACGUUUGGAGGGAGUCAGGGGCUGUAUCCUCUUAAAUUUCGGUCUUUGGUAGAUUAUGCUGCGUUUCAGCUGUGUGUGUUGCAUUCUGUGUAUGCUAAGAUGGAGGAGUGUGCGAAGACAGUGCUGUUUGAUCGGUGCGAUGGGAAUUGGAAGAGGAUUUUGAGGUUCUUGCAAUCGGUGGAGCAGUCGUCUGACAUGGUGGAGACUUCAGCAGGCAAUCAGAUGCAUAUUACCACUGGAAGGUAUCACACUUUGCUAAUAAGCAAUUCAUCAGUCUACGCUUGUGGUUCCAGCUUGUGUGGCGUUCUUGGCCAAGGUCCCGAGACUAAACUAUGUGUGAAAUUUACCCGGAUGAGGUUUCCAUCUCGAGGACAUGUGGUCCAAGUCUCAGCCUCCCAGAACCAUGCUGCUUUUGUUAUGCAAUCCGGAGAAGUUUUCACAUGCGGUGACAAUUCGUCAUUUUGUUGUGGGCAUAAGGAUACAAACCGGCCAAUAUUUAGGCCGAGGCUGGUAGAGGCAAUGAAGGGUAUCCCUUGCAAGCAGGUUGUUGCAGGGCUUAAUUUUACUGCUGUCCUUACCAAACAAGGCCAUGUUUAUACAUGUGGGGCCAAUACACACGGACAACUUGGUCAUGGAGAUACCACAGAUAGGCCGACUCCCACACUUAUUGAAUUUCUCAAGCAAAUUGGCUCUGUAGUACAGAUUGCUGCUGGUCCGAGUUACGUCUUAGCUGUAACUGAGAAUGGAGUAGUCUACUCUUUUGGGACUGGUUCUAAUUUAUGUCUAGGCCACGGAGAGCAGCAUGAUGAGUUCCAACCACGUGCAAUCCAAUCACUUAAAAGGAAGGGUAUUCAUGUAGUUCGAGUGUCUGCGGGCGACGAGCAUGCAGUGGCACUUGAUUCCAGUGGAUUUGUAUAUACCUGGGGUAAGGGGUACUGUGGUGCAUUAGGCCAUGGGGAUGAGAUUGACAAGACUAUCCCGGCACUCUUGAGCAGAGUUCAAAGCCAGCUUGCUGUGCAGGUUUGUGCAAGAAAACGGAAGACCUUUGUUCUAAUGGAAAACGGUUUAGUAUAUGGUUGUGGUUGGAUGGGGUUUGGGAGCCUUGGGUUUACAGAUAGGGGAUUAUCUGACAAAAUCUUGAGCCCUCGAAUCCUUGAUAGCUUAAGACCUCAUCAUGUCUCUCAAAUUAGCACUGGUCUGUACCAUACUAUUGCUAUCACUAACUCUGGACAACUCUUUGGAUUUGGUGAUAAUGAAAGAGCACAACUUGGCCACGAUACACUGAGAGCAUGCCUCAAACCCACUGAAAUUUUUAUAGAAGAAAUGACUGAUGAGGUUGAUCUUGUUUAAAAUCUCUGACCUCAGGGAGAUGCCAUCGGUGUUUUUGUAGCAGUAUGAUUUUUUUUCCAAGGAGAACACAUUGGAUUUUCCCCCAGCAUCAAUCGUUGACAGUUUUUAGAGAUUGUCGACAAACUUGUAACUGUGUUAGUAGGUAAAUAGUAUCUGUAUCAGCAUAGUGUGCGUUAUUAUUAUGCAGCAUACUAGAAAGAGUAACGUGCUGCUGUGUGUUUAACACGAUAGUGAUUUUCAUCUUUGAUUUUUGUGUAUUUGUUCUGAGUAAUUAGAUUCAAUAAGAGAGUUUUAGCUAGGAAUUGAUGGACCACUGGUUUUCAUUUGUAAGCUGCGUAGUGCAUACCAAUAAUGCUUCUUUCAUUUAGCUUUCAACUUUCCAUCUGUAAGUUAUUGGACUUGAAGUCUUUAACAACUCAUUCACGGAUUAAAUAGUUUUAAAAAUGAUUGGAUUUUCUUACCGUCA
Argentina anserina (silverweed cinquefoil) is the source of this 2326-nucleotide messenger RNA. Its product is annotated as ultraviolet-B receptor UVR8. The coding region runs from base 394 to 1860 and encodes 488 amino acids. The record is from RefSeq and is a predicted model, not a curated record. Gene Ontology annotation, cellular component: cytoplasm. The transcript has 7 exons. Lineage: Eukaryota; Viridiplantae; Streptophyta; Magnoliopsida; Rosales; Rosaceae.